AUGAUAAUCAGAAGUACUGUCAGCCCAAUGCUGAAAAUUGGUUUCCAAUUAUUCGGCAUUUGGCCGGGUGUCUCGUAUUCUACCAUUUACAGUAUGAGUAUUAUAUCAAGCAUACUGAUCAUACAGUACUUUCAGUAUUUGUACAUUUUUAAACACUUCAAGAUCAGUGAGAUUUCGAAUCUCAAUGACAGUUUGAAUUUAACUUUUACAUAUGGUUUGACAGUAUUUAAAUUGAUUUAUCUGUGGAUACGUCGUUAAGUUUUUCAUCAAGUCCUGGUUGCUAUGGAUAAUGAUUGGCGCGAGUGCAUCAAUAUGGAUAAACAUUUGUAUAUAAUGACAAUUAAAGCCAAUUUAGCACAUUUUAUUUCCAACAGUAUAUUGAGUGUUAGUACGAUUAUUGCGAUACCUUUUUUCUUAGGCGAGUACAUAAUUCAUUCCGUAUUUUUAACUGAAGAUUAAAAUGACAUUUUACGGCCGCUUCCUAUGAAGAUUCAACUUCCCUUUGAUACUCAACAAUCGCCAAUAUUUGAGAUUGUUUUUGUGACAUUAUUUUUACAUAGUAUAAUAAUAUUUAGUAAAUCAAUUGUCAAUGCAGCAUACGAAUUGCCGUGGUAUGAUAUACCGUCACAUCAGAGUAAAAUAUUAAUACUAAUAAUAAUGAGAUCUAAGAAGGAACUGACCAUAUCGGCAGGAAAAAUGAUGGAUAUGUCAUUCGAAACUUAUACAAACAUCAGCGAGUUCUCAAAUCUUAUCGAUGGCUUAUCUUUAACUUUAGAUUAUAGUUUGACGUUUGUUAAAUUGGUCAGCCUAUGGAUACAUCGUCGUGUUUUUCAUAAAAUCUUGGCUGCUAUGGAUAAUGACUGGCGCGAGUGCAUCAACAUCGAUGAGCAUUUGAAUAUGAUGACAAUUAAAGCCACUGUAUCUCAUUUUUAUUCUAAUGCUAUGUUGAGUUUUAAUGGUGUAGCUGCAGUGUUGUAUGUUUUGGGCGAUUAUGCAAUUCGUUUUGUAUAUAUAGCCAAAGAUUACAAUGAUACCUUGCGGCAACUUCCUAUCAAGGUGCUUCUUCCUUUCGAAACUGAGCAGUCGCCGAUUUUUGAGUUACUGGUCGCAAUUAUGUUUCUACAUAUAAUACUAGUCUCGUUAUUAGUCGCCGUUUUAAAUGGAUUAAUUUUUACUUUGGUGCUUCACGUAAGCGGGCAAAUUGAUAUAAUAUGUCAAGAGUUCAAAAAUAUUUCCGAAAAUGCCUUUCCUUAUCAAUCUUCCGCAUUUACAUUAAGAGUGCUGAUUAAAAGACAUAACAAAGUCUACGCAUUUUCCGAGAAUAUUGAGGAACUUUUUUCCUUCAUUGCAUUGAUGCAAGUUGUUUGCAAAACUUUAGUCAUUUGUUGCUUAGGAUUCGUUAUUAUAAUUUCGGUUCAUAAUGAAAUCGAUUUCUACUUGUUUGUGAAAGCUGCUGUGGCUUAUAUUGCCGUAAUGAUAGAAAUCUUUAUUAUUUGCUUUGCCGGAGAAUAUCUUAGUCUUAAGAGUAAAUCAGUCGCUGAUGCAGCAUAUAAAUCGUUGUGGUAUGAUAUGCCAAUUAAUCAGACUAAAAUUAUAUCAUUCGUGAUAAUGAAAUCCCAAAGGCGAUUGUCAAUCACUGCAGGGAAGAUGAUGGAUAUGUCAUUCGAAGCUUUAACGAAUGAACGCGAUGUUCGCACGAUAAUCGUUUUGCCUUUGACGAGAAAACGUCGACGUGGUCCGAUCCCAUGCGAGAUAAUGCGCGCAACUUCCAUCAGCACUUCCGUCGAGAUCGGACUUCGCUUUGUCGGAAUCUGGCCGGGUUUGCAGUACGGAACCAUCACUUGGUUUGCAUACAUGAUGAGCUUAGUGUUUGCGCUGUACUUUCAGUAUGUGUACAUCUUCGAUCACUUCGACGUCAACAAUAUCUCGAAUCUUGUCGAUGCGCUUAGCAUUACGUUGGCUUAUAGUCUCGGUUUUUUAAAGCUUUUUUAUGAUAUCGUGUUAACGAUGGAAGAAGAUUGGAGUAACGUCAACGUUUACGACAAAUCGGUAUCGUGUAUUAUGACGAGUAAUGCCAAUUUGUCACGUCGUUGCUCGAACGUGUUGAUCAGCAUUAACGCUGCAGCCGCAAUUUGCUACUCCGUAACCAAUUUUCUACGUCUCUCGACCGACUUUAAGGAGGACCUGAACAUUAGUUCGAGAGUGCUGCCUGUAAAGAUGAAAUUUCCCUUCAAAGUUGACGUGUCUCCUCUCUUUGAGCUUUUAGCGGUCGGUCAGAUUCUUCAUGUAGUGUCAAUCGCCACUUUAGUUGGUAUGAUGAAUUGCUUGAUCAUUACGCUGGUACUUCACGUGAGCGGACAGAUCGAUAUUCUUCGCCGGGAAUUACUGACAAUUUGCGGCAACGGAAUUUCUCAGCGUGAUUCAAUCGUCACAAGUGUCAAGCUAGUGAUUAUUCGGCAUCAAAAGAUAAUAACCCUUUCAGAUAAUAUCGAGGAGCUUUAUUCCGACAUCGCGCUGAUGCAGUUUUUAUCAAAUACCGUGGUCAUCUGCUGCAUCGGUUUUACCAUCAUAGCCACUCUUGUUAGGGAUGGAGCCACAGUGGUAAUUUUGAAAUCCGCUAUUUUUUACGUCGCCGUAACGUUAGAAGCUUUUAUCUUUUGUUUCGCGGGAGAAUACCUCAGUGCCAAGAGCAAAUCGGUUGGCGAUGCAGUUUACGAGGCGCUAUGGUAUAACAUGACACCUGCCGAAUGUCGGAUUUUGUUAUUUGUGAUAUUAAGGUCGCAGAAGAGAUUGACGAUUACAGCUGGAAAUGUUAUGGAUCUUUCUUUAGAAGGAUUUACGACAAGUGAGGCAUCCCGGUCGAAAAUACUAUUCAAAGACAGCACUCCGAAAAUGAACUCGAAGACCGCUUCCUUGAAGAUCCUCGGCGGCACUGUUAGUCGUUCAAUCGAGAUCGGUCUUCGCGUGAUUGGCGUUUGGCCCAAUUCGUCCUUCGCGAUCCUCCGUCGCGCCUUUUGGAUGAUCACUUUUACGAUGGCGCAGACCUUUCAGUAUCGAUAUUUCCUUAUACACGUUCGCACGGACGAUCUCUCGCAUCUGAUGGAUGGUCUUAGCACUACGAUGUCCUAUAGCCUUCUACUAUUGAAACUUACAAUAUUUUGGAUCAAUCGACGGAUAUUCUACGACAUCCUGGCAAUGAUGUCCCAGGAUCGGAGCGAGUGCGUGACCGAGUGGGCUAUCUACUCAAUGUCAAGGACAACCGAUGUGUCGCAUCGGUCUUCCAACUUGAUCAUUGGCCUUUAUUCGAUGUCAGUGUUUAUUUACGGUACUGGCGUACUCGUUGCUCACCCUGACGAGUCCGACGAGCAACUUGCCGUGCAGACACGAGAAUUGUUUCUUAAGAUGGAACUACCCUUCGAGUCCAAUGCCUCCCCUACGUACGAGCUCGUAAUGAUCACGCAGUUUUUCCAUCAGCUCUCAGCAGCCACAAUAGUCGGUGUAAUUAAUGCCUUAAUUGUCUCACUGGGCAGAAUGAUCGGCAAUGCAGCGUACGAAACUAAGUGGUACAAAUUAAAUCCCACGCAGAGUCGUAUUUUAUUAUUGCUAAUUUUAAGAUCACAAAGAAAAUUAACUAUUACGAUCGGAAAAUUUAUGGAGCUCUCCCUAGAACGUUUUACAACAAACGAGAUAGAUUCGACGAAUAUUGUGUGCUGGUCUGUGCAAUACGGUCUUCGUAUGAUAGGUAUAUGGCCGGGCACGUCGUGCGCAAUUUUACUUAAAGUCCUCAGCAUAUCAUCAAUGAUCGUAUUUCAAAUCUUUCAAUAUCAACACGUAAUCGUGCAUUUUGAAGAGGAGGAUUUAAUGAUUCUCAUGGAUGCACUAAGCGUAACUUUUGCUUAUACCCUUUUGCUUAUCAAAAUGCUUAUUUUUGCAUUUAAUUCUCGUCUGCUGAAUGAAAUCAUAACAUGUAUGAUCAAAGAUUGGAAGGAAUGCGAUAUUUCGGAUGAGUACACGAUGACUAGAAUAGCUUAUGUAUCUCGUUGGGUCUCCAACAUUAUAAUUUGCUCGCAUAUGAUGUCAGUUUUCCUCUACGCGAUAGGCACAAUAAUGAACAUUAAAAAUGAAAAUCAAACUGAUGUUCGAGAGCUGAUUAUCAAAAUGGAGAUACCUUUUAAAAUUGAGAGCACAUCAGUACACGUAGCUGUCCUUGUUAGUCAAUUUAUUCAUCAGACGAGUGCGGCUGGUAUGGUGGGUGUAAUAAAUUCCUUGCUAAUAAUACUGAGUGAAAUGAUUGGCGACUCGGCGUACGAAUCAUUUUGGUAUGAAUUGAGUCCUAGUCAAAAUCGAGACAUCUAUAUUAUGAUCAUAAGAUCCCAACAGCACUUGACGCUCACGAUAGGAAAAGUUAUGGAACUUUCUUUGAGACAAUUUGCCAACACCUUUCAAUAUUGGUACUUGAUCAUGCACUUCGGUGAGAGCAAUAUUUUCCUUCUCAUGGAUGUGAUAAGCGCAACUUUGACUUAUAGUCUUCUGUUUGUCAAACUGAUUAUUAUCAUAUUCAACGUUCGUCUGCUGGAUCAUAUGAUAGCACAUGUAGUCGAGGAUUGGAAAAAGCGUGAUGUUUCUGAAGAAUACACGAUGAAUAGAAUGGCUUAUGUCUCUCGCUGGUUUUCCAAUUUGAUAAUUUGUUCGCACGCAGUAUCGGUAUUCUUCUAUGCGAUGGGCACUUUGUUGGCGCACAGAAACAGCAAUCAAACUGAUGCUCGAGAGCUCAUUCUCAAGAUGGAAUUACCUUUCGAGAUCGAAACCACAUCAGUAUAUUUUACCGUUCUCAUUACGCAGUUCGUUCAUCAGGUAAGCGCUGCCAGUAUGUUGGCUGUGCUAAAUUGCUUGCUACUAACAUUGGUUCUUCAUGCAUGUGGACAGAUUGAUAUAUUGCGGCAGAAACUGAGUGAAAUUACACGGAAGAACACCAAGCAACAUAUGAACGAUAUCGCAAAAAUACUGAUUAUUCGGCAUCAAAAAAUUAUUUCCUUCUCCAAAAAUAUUGAGACUCUUUUCUCAAACAUAGCGCUAAUACAAUUCGUGUCAAUUACUUUAGUCCUCUGUUCCCUAGGAUUUGUCAUCGUGACCUCUAUUGGUGUUCCGGAUGGAUCGCCUAUGCUAGUAAAAUCCGUAUUCUUUUACAUUCUAGUCAAUAUGGAGGCAUUUAUAGUUUGCUUUCUUGGAGAAUAUCUGAGUACUAAAAGCAAAAUGAUUGGCGAUGCGGCGUAUGAAGCGCUUUGGUACGAAUUGAAUCCGAUUCAGAAUCGAGAUAUUCUCUUUAUAAUUGUAAGAUCACAGAAGUUUUUGACACUAACGAUCGGAAAGGUCGCUGAACUUUCGCUAAAACAAUUUGCUAAUUCAAUGAAUAACGGUAUAGAAUCGGAGAAUAUAGUAUGUCGUCCUAUCAAGUUCGGACUUCGCCUAAUCGGCGUAUGGCCAGGCACGUCAUAUGCAAUCUUGCGCAGAGUGUUCUGUAUAUCUUCAAUGGCGGUAUUUCAGAUUUUUCAAUAUUGGUACGUGAUCUUGCGUUUCGGAGAGGAAGAUCUCUUACUCCUUAUGGAUGUAUUAAGCGCAACUAUGGCUUACAGUCUUUUGCUAAUCAAACUAAUUAUUUUUGCAUUCAAUGCUCGUCUGCUGAACGAAAUCAUAGCACACACAAUUGUUGACUGGAAGGAGCGCGAUGUUUACGACGAAUACACGAUGACUAGGAUGGCGUACAUCUCUCGUCGGUUCUCCAACUUCAUAAUUGCUUUGUACGCGCUUUCGGUGUUCCUUUAUGCAACCGGUACUUUGUUGAGGUUUAAAAGUAAUAAUCAGACUGACACUCGAGAACUUCUCCUUAAAAUGGAAUUACCUUUUGAGAUUAAGAGCACAUCGGUGCAUAUAGCUGUCUUUGUUACACAAUAUGUUCACCAAACAAGCGCAGCCAGUAUGGUGGGCGUGAUGAAUUCCUUGCUAAUAACAUUAGUUCUUCAUGUGUGCGGACAAAUUGAUAUUUUGCAGCAAAAAUUGUGUGAAAUCACGCACAAGGACAUCAAGCGAGGUGUAAACGACAGGAUUAUGAACAUGUUGAUUAUUCGGCAUCAAAAGAUUAUCUCUUUUUCCAAGAAUAUCGAAGACUUUUUCUCAAAUAUCGCGCUAAUACAAUUUGUAUCAAAUACUAUGGUUAUAUGUUCUCUAGGAUUUCUUAUUGUAAUCUCUGUGGGUGUCCCGGGUGGAAUGUCUAUGCUAAUAAAGUCUGUGUUUUUUUACAUUGUUAUAAACAUGGAAGCAUUUAUAUUUUGUUUCCUUGGAGAACAUCUCAGUACAAAAAGCCAAGAGAUCGGCGAUGCUGUGUAUGAAUUGCUUUGGUACGAAUUAAAUCCAAAUCAAAAUCGAGAUAUUCUAAUUUUGAUCAUAAGAUCGCAGAAACACUUGAAGCUCACGAUCGGAAAAGUUAUGGAUCUUUCCCUCAAGCAAUUCGCUAGCAUGGUGAAAGCUUCGGCGUCGUACGUGUCGGUGUUGUACGCAAUGUAUUGAAGCUUCAAUACACUGCAUGUCGCUUAUAUCUUCGCGUGCAGAAGGAUAUGGUACUUUUACUACCAUCAGUUUACACGGUUAACAAUUUUCCUAUUCAAAGAGGCGAAGUUUUACAUCAAGUGUGUAGACAAGCGGGGUUACUAAAGCAUCGAUUU
This is a messenger RNA of Trachymyrmex septentrionalis, 6719 nucleotides long. RefSeq lists its product as uncharacterized. Gene Ontology annotation, biological process: detection of chemical stimulus involved in sensory perception of smell; sensory perception of smell. Gene Ontology annotation, molecular function: olfactory receptor activity; odorant binding. Gene Ontology annotation, cellular component: plasma membrane. The record is from RefSeq and is a predicted model, not a curated record. Lineage: Eukaryota; Metazoa; Arthropoda; Insecta; Hymenoptera; Formicidae. The transcript is spliced from 32 exons.